UCAUUGCCUGCAUUUCUUCUUUUCAGAUUCUUUCAGUCAUCUCCUGAGAGCUCCAGCUUGUUCUGGUGCUUUCCAUGAACUGAUUGAACUCCUGAUUUAUAUCACUGCAUGAGAUGUAGAAGCAUCUGAACUGAACACAGAAACAAACUCCCUCUGUCAGCCCAUUUUCAUCUUCUAGAUCACUUUCAAGAUGUCCAUGGGGAUGUUGCAAUGCUGAUCACACAGCUCUCCAUUUCUGGCUGCAGGCUCUGCAGAUUCUUUCUCUGCAUUCAGUCAGGCUUGUGCUCCCUAACAAUUCCUGGUAGCCCAUCAUGUUUUCUUAGGGUAGAACAAUAACAAUGAAAUCCUUACCAAUGGCACAACUGCCCAGCCCACAAGGAAAAGAAAGAACAAGUUGUCAAGUUCUUCAAACAUUUGUCCUGCUUUGCUGCAAGAGUUGUGCUGCACACAUGGUGUGGAAUGCCAAGAGAAGCUGCAGCUGGUGGCACAUCUUGAGACAGAAGCUGCACCUCGUUCACCAGGAAAGGUUCUUGGAAAGAGCAAACAGGCCCCGGCCCCAGCGCCGGCUGCUCCCGGGCCCUGCGGAGGACACAGGCGGCGCAGCCGCUGCCGCCGCCUCUGCUGCGGCUUCCCCGGCCCGAGCUCCGCCGCUCGGCAGCGCGGCCGCCGGCCCCGAGCCGCCGCUGUCCCGUUGCCAGGAGCGAACGCCUGGGGAUGGCCGGCCCGGGGCGCUUGAGGGGCGCUCGGGGGCCGCUCCUGGCCCCGGGCCGAGCGCUGACAGCCGCGUCCCGCCGGCAGGGAAGGCGCAGCAGGGCCUGCAGGAGCAGUACCGGCUGGGUUCGCUGCUGGGCCGCGGCGGCUUCGGCAGCGUCUUCGCGGCCACACAGCUCUCGGACGGCGCCCCGGUGGCCAUCAAAAGGGUGCCACGGAACCGCGUCCUGCACUGGGGCGAGCUGCCCGACGGCACCAGCGCACCCCUGGAGGUGGUGCUGCUGGCCAAGGUGUCCACUGGCUUCCCCGGUGUCGUCCAGCUGCUGGAGUGGCUUGAGCUCCCCAACGACAUCGUGAUGGUGCUGGAGCGCCCAAAGCGGUCUCAGGACCUGCACCAUUUCAUUCGGGCACGGGGGUUCCUGUCCGAGGAGGUGGCGCGGGAGCUGUUCCGCCAGGUGCUGGAGGCCGUGCGGCACUGCACCAGCUGCGGGGUCCUCCACAGGGACAUCAAACCACGGAACAUCUUGGUUGACCUGGCCACCGGGGAGGCUAAAUUGAUCGACUUUGGCUGUGGCACCUACCUGCAAGACACAGCCUACACUCACUUUGCAGGAACACGGUCAUACAGCCCCCCGGAAUGGAUGCAUUUUGGCUGGUACUACGGCAAGCCAGCUACUCUCUGGUCCCUGGGCAUCAUGCUGCACCAGAUGGUCUGCGGGGAGCACCCUUUCAGGGGGUGCCAGAACAUCAGCUGGGACCAUCAGCUCUCGCUGCCACAACGGCUCUCUCCAGAGUGCCAAGAUCUGAUCAGGAGGUGUUUAUCCAUGCUGGACAUGGAAAGGCCCUCGUUAGAAGAGCUGUUGUGUGAUCCCUGGAUGCAGGACGUUCAUCUGCCCUAGAAGAAGGGAAAGAGCCACAGGCACACUUUGAUGCAAGGCCCUGCUGGGGCCCUGGGCAGAACCCUGACAGCCUGGUCUCAGCCCCAGGGAAGGAGAAGGAGCCCCUGGAGAAGCUGUAGCAGGUGGGACUGCUGCUGCUGGAGACAGCGAGGACACCAUCAAGGAUGACAACCUCUUGCUCCACCUGGUCACCGGCAGGCUGAAGAUGACGGCACUUUGAUUCUGGCACCUUCUCCAAAGCCAGGCUCCACAGGGAAUUUGCAGAUGAGUCCACACGCAGGGGAUGCUCCCGGAUUUGGGCAUUGCACAGCCUGGCCGGGAACCAAAGGUUCCCCCUUUGCUGGGGCGGAUGCAGCUGAUCCUUCAGUCGGCUGCCCAGCUGCUUUUGGCAGGGCUCGGGGCAUGGGCUGGGGUGGGUACGAAAUGGGAGUGGGCUCCUGGCCCUGCCAACAGCCCCCACCACCCACCGUGCCCCGGGCUGGGCCCGGGGCUGGGGCAGCCAGCCCGACACAAACCAACCCCCCAUGGUGGGAGCAGAGGUGGGACUCCAGAACCUGUGCAGGGGCUGCUUUGAUUUGCAGGCAAGGAAGGGCUUGGGCUGCUCCUUUGCCCUUGUUUGCUUUGGGAUCACUCUUAUUUUGGGGGGCAGUGCAGGGGGAAGGGAGAAAGCCUGGGCUUCCUUCACCCGUGGGUGAGUUUUUCCCUGGCAUGCAGGGGUUGGGCCUUCCUCAAGCCCCAGACAGAGAUAUGAUUUUUGACCUUUUUUCUUGUUUCCCCUUUUUGUCUGUAAUCUACUUUCAAUAAUUUGUUGUGUGUUUUUCUAGAGGAAGCGUUCUAGGUGAGGUCCAGUCUGGAUGGGGAAGUGCUUGGGAGCAGCUGCGGCGUGGAUGGGCCGUGCCCUUGGAGAAGGCUGAGGACGUCGUUUGGGACCAGCUUUUCUUCCAGCGGUGGAUGGCGUCAGACGGGCUCUGCGGAUGCUGAGGCUGCUCUGGGCUCUGCCAGGGCUCUGCUGGAGCUCAGCACCGGGCCCCAAUCAGCCCAAGAAGAAAUGGUGUGACCUGCAGCACAGACUUGCUUGAGCAUUUCAGCAACACAGCUCAAGUUUCCAGAGUGUACACCUCCAAGGGAAAACA
This is a messenger RNA of Vidua chalybeata, 2743 nucleotides long. Its product is annotated as serine/threonine-protein kinase pim-1-like. Gene Ontology annotation, molecular function: ATP binding; protein serine/threonine kinase activity. Bases 339 to 1610 code for a protein of 423 amino acids. The record is from RefSeq and is a predicted model, not a curated record. Gene Ontology annotation, cellular component: cytoplasm. Lineage: Eukaryota; Metazoa; Chordata; Aves; Passeriformes; Viduidae. Gene Ontology annotation, biological process: protein autophosphorylation. The transcript has 7 exons.